AUGGGGGAAGACCAGGAGGAGAGGGUCCCAUGGGGGAAGACCAGGAGGAGAGGGUCCCAAAAGGGAAGACCAGGAGGAGAGGGUCCCAAGAGGGAAGACCAGGAGGAGAGGGUCCCAUGGGGGAAGACCAGGAGGAGAGGGUCCCAAGAGGGAAGACCAGGAGGAGAGGGUCCCAUGGGGGAAGACCAGGAGGAGAGGGUCCCAUGGGGGAAGACCAGGAGGAGAGGGUCCCAAAAGGGAAGACCAGGAGGAGAGGGUCCCAUGGGGGAAGACCAGGAGGAGAGGGUCCCAAAAGGGAAGACCAGGAGGAGAGGGUCCCAUGGGGAAGACCAGGAGGAGAGGGUCCCAAGAGGGAAGACCAGGAGGAGAGGGUCCCAUGGGGAAGACCAGGAGGAGAGGGUCCCAAAAGGGAAGACCAGGAGGAGAGGGUCCCAAGAGGGAAGACCAGGAGGAGAGGGUCCCAAGAGGGAAGACCAGGAGGAGAGGGUCCCAUGGGGGAAGACCAGGAGGAGAGGGUCCCAAGAGGGAAGACCAGGAGGAGAGGGUCCCAUGGGGGAAGACCAGGAGGAGAGGGUCCCAAGAGGGAAGACCAGGAGGAGAGGGUCCCAUGGGGGAAGACCAGGAGGAGAGGGUCCCAUAGGGGAAGACCAGGAGGAGAGGGUCCCAAGAGGGAAGACCAGGAGGAGAGGGUCCCAAGGAGGAAGACCAGGAGGAGAGGGUCCCAAGGAGGAAGACCAGGAGGAGAGGGUCCCAUAG
Molecule: messenger RNA, 756 nt
Organism: Knipowitschia caucasica
Lineage: Eukaryota; Metazoa; Chordata; Actinopteri; Gobiiformes; Gobiidae
Source: the annotation of a GenBank genome assembly